CUGAAGCCGCGUCGCGCGGGCCGAGGGCUCCUGCAGCUGCUCGCGCGCAGCCGGAGGCGGAGGAGAAGGACGAAGACUGAGACUGACACUUCUGCUCCCGGCCGCCUGCCACUUACGCGGGGGCCCCCCAACCCGCCCCAGAGCAACGCGAUUUAAAAAAAAAAGCCGCCCUUAGCCCCCUCCUCCCCUUUCCUGCUUCUGCGAGAACUCCCUCCCUCCCUCCAGCUUCGCCAGCCCAGGCGCCCCUUCCCUGGAAGCCGAGCGGCUUCGUUCGCAUUUCACCGCCGCCGCCUCUUGCAAUAUUGCAAUAUAGGGGAAAAGCAGACCAUGGUGAAUCCGGGCAGCAGCUCGCAGCCGCCCCCGGUGACGGCCGGCUCCCUCUCCUGGAAGCGGUGCGCAGGCUGCGGGGGCAAGAUUGCGGACCGCUUUCUGCUCUAUGCCAUGGACAGCUACUGGCACAGCCGGUGCCUCAAGUGUUCCUGCUGCCAGGCGCAGCUGGGCGACAUUGGCACGUCCUGUUACACCAAAAGCGGCAUGAUCCUUUGCAGAAAUGACUACAUUAGGUUAUUUGGAAAUAGCGGUGCUUGCAGCGCUUGCGGACAGUCAAUUCCUGCGAGCGAACUCGUCAUGAGGGCGCAAGGCAAUGUGUAUCAUCUUAAGUGUUUUACAUGCUCUACCUGCCGGAAUCGCCUGGUCCCGGGAGAUCGGUUUCACUACAUCAAUGGCAGUUUAUUUUGUGAACAUGAUAGACCUACAGCUCUCAUCAAUGGCCAUUUGAAUUCACUUCAGAGCAAUCCACUACUGCCAGACCAGAAGGUCUGCUAAAAGGUCAGAGUAAUGCAGAAUGCGUGCCUUCAUCUCAGAUUUGUUCAUCACAGGUGGAUCCCAUGUGUCUUCAGUAGACAAGUCACCUUUGUAGCUAGCACCAGUGCCAGCUCCAUGCCAUUGCACCUUCUUUAGUCUUGAUUGCCCUUCCCGCAUUUAUUGGUGUAUUAAAAUGACUGAAUAUGAACAUUAAGGACUCCAUGAACCUGGGCUAAUGGGAGACUGUAGAGAAAAUGAAAAAAGAUCCACCAGAGGACAUCUUGUGGGGCGGGGGGAGGGAGCUGGGGGGGAGGGAAAUGACUAAUGAAGCUAAUUAAAAGAAGCAUUCAAAUCUGCUUUCUACCCUCAUUAACAAUUAGCAGGGCACUGGCCAGAGUUUGUACCCUGUGUUUUACCUUAACAACAUUCUAUUUGCUCUUUGUAUAUUUAAGUGUUGUAAGGAAACGUGUUUCAAUCAAAACUGAACAUGAGAUAAAGGAAAGAGAUGUGGCUUUUGUGAUACUCUAUCACAAACACUUAUUGUAUCUCUGUAAAAUACAAUGUAUGUAUGCAUGUAAGUGUUUUGUCCUAAUGUUGCUACUCCCAUGGCAAAGAAAAAAAAAGAAUGAAAAAAAGAAAAAAAAAUUGGAUAAAAAAAAUCAGGCUCAUAGCAGCUACUGUGUAGAAAAUUCCCCCACUUCUAAUUUGCUGAAUGAAGAAAAAAAAAAAUCUUUUAUUUGUGAUAUUUUCAGAGACAUUUGCUCUAGUAUGGUGUAUUUAAAUAAUAAAAACUUAAAAGAAAAAAUAUUUAAUGGUGUUUGGGUUUAAACACUGCUUUUUCUUUUCUGUAUUUUGGAAACAUUCAGUUUUUAUUGUUGAAUAACAAGCUCACUUUAAAUUUGAAGGAGUUGAGGGAGGUGGUAUAUUUAUUUAGCUCUGGACCAGUAAGAUAUUCUUCAAAUUACUUAACCACGCCAUCCAUUAUUGGCAGGGGUACAAAGCAAAGUUUCUAACAGAGCCCUUUCUAUAAGUCAAGAAUAUUCUGUUAACAGCAUUUCGUUACACUUCUAGAUCACAGUAAGUCUUUUGUGUUUAUAUAUAAAUACUUGAGUAUCCACUAUUUUGUUUAUUCUUUUUCUCAAUAGCAAAGCCUUGGGUAUUGAUGAAAAGUAUGUAAAAAAAAAAUAUAUAUAUAUAUAUAUGACACAACCAUCCUGCUCUCUUACCAAGUUUAUAGCUUUUGAAGGAAGUCACAAUUUCUAAGUCAUAACUGUACAUAUUUUGAAACUCACCUAGUUGUAGGGACCCAGAGUUCUUUUAUAGUGAUCUUUGAUGGGUGAAGUAGCUGUUUCCUGGUGACCUUUAGGCUCGUGUGGUCGACUAUAAGAUAUGUUUAUUUUGUUUUGCUCCUAGACUUCUUUACUGACUCUGCCUUUCUGUAUGUAUUUUGGGGGAAGAUUCUGACUUCAUUUAGUCUUAGUCUUGAGAUACUGAGUUGCUGGUUGCAGGCAGCAGAAUGUCCACGACAGCGCCUGUACUGCCCGCAGAGCUGCCCUCCGGAAAGCAUGUGGGUAUAACACAGCUAGUGUUAGAAGGAGGAAAACCAAAUAGGCCUGCAGGCUGAGGUUGUACUGCCAGCUUCCUUAGAUGUGAGCAAAUUUCAACUAUAACUUCCAUCACAGACUAAUAAAACCAGGUGUGUGAACACUAGUAUUUAAAAUUUUCUUUUUUAAGAUGGCAUUUAUUUUGUUCCAGAAAAGCGCCUGGUGUAGACCCUCCCUCUGAGAAUAGCCAUGGAGCCAUGUAGAGAGGUCUAGCCCAGCACAUCUCAACUACCAGUCAGCUUCCCUUUGAGAAAUGUGCUCACUUCCUGUUUUCAGAGAUUCCAGGGCAGGGGGGAAAAAAAUCAGUUGCUUGAACCUCAAACCUGGAGGAGAUUGUAAAGGCAGAGUUGAAGUGAAUAGUUUUGUUAGAACCUUAUAAAAACAAAAUGCAAGGAAAUAAUAUGAAGAAAUCACAUAUAUAUCUGUUUGAAUUAGAUGUCUCUCUGAAUUAGAUCCUUGGGGAAUUUCUUCAAGCUAGUUCUGGUUCUUACAUUUGUUUUUGUUUUUGUUUUUUUCCUUUAAGAAACUUUCUCAAGGAAGUUAGACUGGGAUGGUAAAGGGGGAAAUAUGCUAAUGAGAUUGCAGGCAUUUUCUAUAUUCUUUUUGGCAUGAGCACUCAUGUCCCUGAUAGUGUAGAAAUUCAAAGGAGGUGGUUAAUAAUUUUAGUAAAUAAUAUAUUGUGGCAUUUAGUGAUGUGGAGGGCUAAGGUCAUUACAGACUUUAAAUAAACUAUUAUAUGGCUGGUUCCUCAAGCACUGCUGCGUAUUUAAUAAUGAGCUUCUAAAAGCAUUUCUUAAGUUGCAGACCUAUAAGAUUACAAAUGUCACUCAUGUUAGUAUAAUCCACAUGCAAGUGAUGAAGCCUUCUCUUUGAUGUGCUAAAUUGGAGAAGGACUAAUGGAGCUAUGAAUAUACAAUAGAACAUAUUUAAGUAGUAGUCUUGCUUUAGGUAAAACACUUUCUUGAAACCAGAGGCAUUUCAAACAAUAAAACCCGGCUCUAAUGGGGAUGCUCUGUGUGGAUGGAAGGCUACUAAAAACACUCAGGUUUAUUCAGAUGUGAGCAGCGAUUGUGUGCAGUUCCUCCCCCAACCUCAACAUUGCUUAGGAAAAAAAAAAAAAAAGUCUAUGAGUUUAUUCUACCUUUCAUCCAUUGCAUUUGUAAUGUUACUAGUUAGCGAGAUGGACACUUCUUUUGAAAGGAUUUACUUAAUAUUAAGCAUGUCAUAGAGCAAGAUGGCCCCCAGUCCCUACAAGCAAGUGCAAUUAAAAAUAAAAGCAAAUGUUACUUAGCCCUGCUGAACCAAUAAAAAAAAUUAUGUUUAUGAUACAUUUAAAUGUCUCAAUCAUGCAAAUUGUCACUCUUGCUAAUGAAACAAUUUUGUAAAAAGAUUGUCCUCUAAAAGGGUUUAAUGUUUUUUACCUAUCUGUCUAGUUAGAUUUACACAUCCCGCAAGGAAGGGGAGCCUGAAGCUUUUCCAAACCAAAUUGUCACUAGAAACUAUUUUCAGCUCUUUCAUGAUUUAUUAGGAAAUAGUUUAACCUGGACUGUAGUGUCUUAUAAAAUACAAAAUGAGAAAACUGUCACACCAAAAUGAAGUUGUGAAAUUGUCAUCCUCUUAACAUUAGCUGUGUUUAAAUUCUUUUGCCCUUAUUAACAGAUAUUUGAAACAACUGAGCAUCUAAAAUGAAGCCCUUAAAGGGCUUCAAAUGUCAAUAUAGUAAGAUUCUAAUGUGUACUACUAUUUAUAUAAAAUAUUUCUUAGGGCCCAUAAAUCAUAUAACAGUGAACCCAAGAUCUACAUAUGGAGUCUAGUGAAGAGUUUCUGUGUAGCCUAAUUGUAUUUAAAUUAAGGAAAUCAAAAAAUCCUUUCACCCUUCACCCCAAAGACCCCUUCACCCUUCACCAGGGAGUUCUGUCCUGGGUGCUGUCCCACCUAUGACUCCUUUAAGAGGCCAUUGGAAAAAGGCCAUUUACAAGUUAAUGUUACUUGUAGCUUUGUUACUAAGACUCACCUAUUGUUAGUCCGGCCAAGUCACAGAAAUGCUUAUUGCAGUUAAAUAGCAAUUUGUUUCCAUGAAACUGCAAUUAAAGUAUUACUGAGCAGCCAUUUUAGAUUGGCAGUGCUCUGAACGCAUGUUAAACAGCCAGCUACUCCCACUUGCAGAGUCUGAGAUCUGACUAGCAGCAAAGUGUAACACAUUCACCGAUGCUGGGUACCUAGUUAAAGAGGCAUUUGUAGCCCUCUGCUCCCAUAGUGAACAUGCUGAGAGCAAUGACAAGUGGGGGCUGAUUUUUGGAAGGUGAACUUGCAACUUACCUCAAGUGAAUACUGUUUUCAGUUGUACAAGAAGUGCUUUAUGCUAGUAGAUACGUGCAUGUUUCCUAGAGGGAAUAUUUUCAAGUUCAGAUUGAUUCUGCUGAGAAUGGACGGCAACUCGGAGGCCUCAAGCCAAUAAUGUACUACAGGCCCUGACAUGUUACAGCUGUGUAAACAGGGCCAUUCUAUUUCCUAAAUCACAACUAAUAAAGCAGAGGAUGAAAAUCAA
Mandrillus leucophaeus (drill) is the source of this 4956-nucleotide messenger RNA. RefSeq names its product LIM domain only 4 (gene LMO4). The transcript has 5 exons. The record is from RefSeq and is a predicted model, not a curated record. NCBI's taxonomy places the organism in Eukaryota, Metazoa, Chordata, Mammalia, Primates, Cercopithecidae. The coding region runs from base 328 to 825 and encodes 165 amino acids.